AUGGACGGUCCACCACCCCGCCGCCACUCGCGCGGCCCGUACGACGACGACCGCCCUCCUCGUCGUGACGGCCCGCCGCCGUCCGCCUACCGCGACGACGGCCCGCGCUACGACCGCCCGCCGCCACCCACGAGGGGUACGGACCGGCGCGACGACUAUGAGCGAGGCGCGCCGCCGCCGAGACGCACCUUCGACGAUGACGGCCCUGGAGCUCUUCGUCGCUCGUUCGACCGGCGAGGCCCGCCAAGCCCGGACUACGACGCCCGCAAGCGCCGUCGCUCGCCCUCGCCCGGCGGUCCAUCUGGUCCUCUUCCCGGCGGCCGCCUCCCUGCCAGGGGCUAUCCCCCCGUGCGCGACAGCCGAGACGGUCCUCCUCCUCGCCGAGACCUGUACCACAACGGCCGCGGUCCGUCGCCGCCGCCUCGAGGCAGAUCAAGGCGCGAUGGGCCGCUCCUGCCGCCGCAGGCGGGCUACCCUCAUGGCGCCGAUCCGUACGGUCAGCCGUUUGGCGCCGGCCCGCCUCCUCCUCUUCGACCCGUCCUCGAACCGCCGAUGCAGCUCCCGCAACGCGUCACCAAGGCCUACUUCUCCGACUGGUUCCGCUCGACCAACCCGCCCUCGCUCGCCGACUCGACCUCGGCGCUCGACGACGCCUACAAGAAGUACUGCGGCGACGUCGCACGGCGCGAGCUCAAGGCGCUGUUCGACCAGACGAGGACGCUCGGCGGCGAGUGGUUCGACGAGAAGUACGGCGUCGGGCCGGCGAGGGAGGCCGAGAGGAGGGACAGGAGGCUCAAGGUCGAGAGGGCGAGGAGGGUCGGCGACUGGAUCGAGAGGGCCGACAAGGGCGAGUUCGACGGGUUGACCUUUGACUUCGACGAGGAGCUCGCGCGCAAGCCCCGCAUCCAGCCGAACGCGGCGACGCAGCAGGCCGCCGCCGUCCCGGCCGGCUCGAGCACCAACGGCGCGUCGGCGUCACCCGAGCAGCAGCCCAACGUCGACCUUCCCGCCGCGCCGGCCGCCUCGGCCUCGCCCGCACCUGUUGCCGCCGCCGCAAGUGUCGAGCUGCAGCCGUCGUCGCCCGAGUUUGUCGUCCUGCCGCCCAGGCCCGAGGUGCUCGCCAUCCAGGGCGUACCGCCGACCGUCGCCUACAAAAAGCUCGAAGCCGUCUUUGCCGCGUUCCCGGGCUUUGUCCGCCUCGCCCUCAGCGAGCCCCUCGUCAACUUCGACUUUGCCCGCACGGGCUGGGCCAUCUUCGCGUCGGCGGCCGAGGCGGCGGCGGCGCUCAAGAGCGUCCAGACGGGCGCCGCCAACGUCGACAUCCAGUCGGGCGAGGACAAGGUCGCCUCUGCCGCCGCCGGCGAUGCCGAGAUGUCGGCGGCGGCCCAUCUCGCAAGCCCUGCGCCGUCGGGCGAGGGCGCCGCCGUCGCCGUCGCCGGUCCCGUCAACGGCGCGCAUUCGCUCGAUCCGUCGACCUCGACGCACGUCCUCGCCGCCUCGUCCUCGAUGCCGUUCGACCUGUGCGCCCCAGGCGCCGUCGUCUCGCUCCUUGAGGCGCACGAGGUGCGCGUGCGCGCGACGCCCGCCGCGUUCUGCGCCCCUUCGCGCGUCGCGGCCGACCUGGAGACGGUGCUGAGGGUCGUGCGCGAGGCCGAGAGGCGGCUCGAGCUCGACGGGCAGGCGGUCGAGGGGAGGAAGGGGAGCGAGUGGAUCGAGGAGAAGAAGGUGCAGCUCGCGAGGGAGCUCGAGGAGAAGAAGGAGCGCGAGGGCAUGGGCGCGCCGGCGCACAGGAUCGCUCUCGCCGAGGUGACCAAGCGCACACUCGACCUCGCCCUGUCGUACCUGCGCGAGGCGCACGACGUGUGCUACUACUGCUGCGCGAUGACCGAGUCGCCCGAGCAGCUCCUCGAGCUGUGCCCUCGUCACGUGCGCCGGUGCGACGAGUUCCGCAACGAGCGUCGCCUCAACAACGAGCUCGACUUUGUCCAGAGCUUCGACGAGCACGUGCCGCUCAUGCAGGACACCUCGGCCCUCGACAUCCGCGACCUCGGCGCGCUGUCUCGCGACGAGGAGCUGUACCGCCUCGCCAGCCCGCACCUCAAGCAGGAGGAGGAGGGCAAGUUCCGGUGCAAGACGUGCAACAAGCUCUUCAGCGCGCGCAAGUUCGUCGAGAAGCACAUUGGGCUCAAGCACCCGGAGCUGUUCGGCGACGCGCUCGAGGAGGUCGCCCUGUUCAACAACUACGUCCUCGACCCGCUGCGCCUCCCGACGGCGUCGUUCCAGAUCGAGAACUACCUCCCGUCGAUCCUGAACCCGCCGGCGCCGCCUUCAACCGGCCGCCGCGCCCUCGCCGACCGCCUCGGCCCGCCGCACAAGCGCUCGCGGCGCGAGAGUGGGCGUGGCAGGGGAGGACCCGAUGGCGAGAGGGACGGGCCGGCGGCGCCGCCGCCCAAAGGAGCGGCGCUCGACCCGAGGGCGCAGAGAGGCGCGACCGCCUACGCCGACCUGGACGGACCCGCAGGAGGAGGAGACCCGGUCGCGCUCCCUUACUGAGCGGAGCGAGGCGCGAGGAAAAAGCCGAGCGAGCGAGGGCUUGCGGGAGGGAUUUGCAGUGCACAGCAGCUUUUAUCACACG
Rhodotorula graminis WP1 is the source of this 2635-nucleotide messenger RNA. RefSeq lists its product as uncharacterized. Gene Ontology annotation, cellular component: nuclear body. Lineage: Eukaryota; Fungi; Basidiomycota; Microbotryomycetes; Sporidiobolales; Sporidiobolaceae. The record is from RefSeq and is a predicted model, not a curated record. Gene Ontology annotation, biological process: mRNA processing; primary miRNA processing. The transcript is spliced from 10 exons. Bases 1 to 2553 code for a protein of 850 amino acids.